This is a messenger RNA of Plutella xylostella (diamondback moth), 4451 nucleotides long. RefSeq names its product zinc finger and BTB domain-containing ken and barbie protein (gene ken). NCBI's taxonomy places the organism in Eukaryota, Metazoa, Arthropoda, Insecta, Lepidoptera, Plutellidae. The record is from RefSeq and is a predicted model, not a curated record. Gene Ontology annotation, molecular function: DNA-binding transcription factor activity; RNA polymerase II cis-regulatory region sequence-specific DNA binding; protein binding. Gene Ontology annotation, cellular component: nucleus. Gene Ontology annotation, biological process: regulation of transcription by RNA polymerase II.
ACGGCCCGCAGCGCCGUCGCGCCGACGCAUCGCCCCGCGCUCCCAGCACCGCCGUGCCCGCGUGUCCCCCGUGCCAGGAUUACAGUGAUACUCCCCACAGUGCAGUGACGAGCUCGGAUUACUUGAAACUAAAGUGCACCUUUCGCCGCGCGAAAGCCGAAAUCGGGUCACCGAUAAGCGGCGUUGUGCAACAGCAGCGCGCGGAACUCUCGCGUGGCCUCGCGCUCUCCCGCGGGUCCGCAGGAAGCGUGUCGCAAGCGGGAAGUGGCGCAAGCAGCACCGGGAAGCCGCCGCCGCCGGCUCCCGAGCCCCGCCCCGCGCCCCGCACACCCCCGCCCGGGGCGCCUUCAGGAGCGCCGCUACACCUGAGCCUUUCUUCCCUAUACAAUUUCCCUUAGUGUUGGAAUGAUGGGCGAGGGCCUGCUGACACUCACGUAUGGCAAGCACCACGCGUGCAUACUGAACGAGGUGGGGUCGGCGUGGCGCGGCUCCCGCUACUCGGACCUGGUGCUGGUGUGCGACGACGCGGUCCCGCUCGCCGCGCACCGCAUCGUCAUGGCCGCCGCUAGUCCCCUCAUCAGGAAAAUUCUCGAUGACACUCCAACCAUUGAGAACCCCGUCACCAUCCAUAUGUCAGGCAUCAACAGCACACUCAUGCGCCACUUGCUCGUCUUCUUAUACAGCGGUCAAGCUUAUAUCGAGUCGGGUGAAAUAGAUGACAUGCAAGAGCUAUUCGAACUGUUAGAAAUCAAAUCAGAUGUUUGGAAAUCCACUAAGGAAAGACGGCAAGCUGAAGAAAGGAAUCGAUCAUGUGAAAGACUAAAGGCAAAAAACUUGAAAACGGAUAUCAACAGCAAUGAAAGCAGUAAACAUGAGGCACCAUCCGGAUCAUCACAUUCAGAGAGUGACCGAGUCACGCCCGGAGCAGGAUACAGUAAGGACACACAUGUAGCUGAUGAAUCAAUGAGUAUAAAAAAGGAAAGCAUGUCUAAUAGUAGUAAUGAUGAACGGGAAGAGGAAGAACACGAUUCGGAAAACAAAGAAUGUCGAAGAGUAGCUGGAAGAAGAAGAAGCUCUUUAAAUCCAGUGAACCUCUCGGUGACUCGCAACUCGGAAAACGCUGGCAGUGAACACGAGGACUCACAAGAUGUGGAUGUUGAAACAGUGGCAGCAAAGAACAUUGGGCGAAGACGGUCUACUUCAUCAAGCCAAGACGAUCCACCACCUGAAACUGUAUACAGGAGACAACUACUCGGUGACCGACUCGGGAGAGUAAUUGAAAGAGCUAAAAGAAAAUCACAUUAUUUGGAACCACCAGAAUUGGACCUGCGAACAUCAGUAAAAUUAGAAGAUUACCCGCAUCUUAAACCACCAGACCAAGAUCUAAUGUCUCUCGUUCAAACAUCACCCGAAAACUAUGUUGUCACGCCACACCGGAAGAGAAGACCAGGUUUCCACAAUUCACCUUCACAAAAUCCGCCAUUCGUGUCAUUUCCUCCUAGUUACUUGGAGGAGAUGGCGCAGCUGCGGUACGCGCAGGGACCUGGAGCGGUGGCGGGAAUAGCGGCGCGCGGGCUUGGAGUCUUGCACCCGCUGAGCGCGUCUGCUCCUCCCUACCUGCCGGAGAGAAGUGCGACCCCGCCGGCGUCGGCGCACGAGGACUCGCUCAAGUACCGGCCGCCCAGCGCGGGGUCGUGGGGCCCGUGGCUCUGCCAGCCGCAGAUGGGCGCCGACGAGCCGCCGCCCGCCGAGCACGAGCAGGGCUCCAGCAAGCAGGCGCCCGUGCGGGAGUACCGCUGCGAGUACUGCGGCAAGCAGUUCGGCAUGUCGUGGAAUCUCAAGACGCAUCUCCGAGUGCACACCGGCGAGAAACCCUUCGCUUGUCGACUCUGUGUGGCCAUGUUCAAGCAGAAGGCGCAUCUGUUGAAACACCUGUGUUCGGUCCAUCGCAAUGUGAUAUCGUCUAGUGAGAACGACGGGCGGACCAACACUCCCGGCCGGUUCAACUGCUGCUUCUGCCAGCUGACCUUCGAGGCGCUGCCGGAGCUGAUCCGGCAUCUCUCGGGGCCGCACAAUAGUUUGCUGCUGAGCAAAAAUCUUCAUGAAUGACGACCGCCCCCUCGACGCGGCCGGUCUCGUAAUCUUGAACUUUGAUUUCUUUCUCUCGAUCUGAGAGUUUAAUUGUGAUAUGGUUUUAAGAAGGUUCUAGUUUUAAGAAUGUAGUUUAAGGUAUGUGUGAUAUCGCAGAGCGAUACUCGUUUUAAGCCAUUCGCUGCAGGAAUGAUAACUCUAAUUGACUAAUUUAAAAAUCUGUGUUUUGUCGAAGGGUCCAAUCAUUAUAAUUUGUUUAAAAAUUAUAAUCCGGGACCAAUAUUACCUUCCAAGAUAGUAUUUAUUUGAAAGAUGUAUUUCAUUAGGGUAAAUAUUAUUUAAAAGCCACCGACACUUUUAUUCCUUAAGCAUAGCCAAUAAAUACGUAAGUCGAUGAAAAGUUGCGAAGUGUUUCGGCACAACAAGAUCACAGCGUCACUUUAACUACCUCCUAAUUUAAAUCAGUAUCUCGAAGAACGUACGCGGUGGUGGCGUUGGGGUUCUAGUCAGAAGUGGAACAUUCUGUCAGUCCAAUACUCCAAAUAUCGCAAAGUCGUAAUCAAGUAGAAUUAGUAAAAAAAUGCAAAUAAUUACAAUACUCUUAAAUUAACUAAAGUGCAAGCAGGCACUCUGUAAUUGCUUCAAUUGUAAUAAAAUUGUACUCACUCAAUAUUGGGUAGGCAUAACAUUAAGAUACAUUUUACGCAAAAAUAUUGUUCCGAUAUUUAAUCUGACUAAGUACAUUUCGCAGCUUUUUGGUGACCGUUUAACAAUCUCAAGAUUAGACUAUAUAUUGAAAUAAAUGUAAUAAUCAGAUAAAGUGUGUUCGUUACAAUUUUUGUUUUACAAUCACAAUCCUUACAUUGAAUUCGCGCCGAGUUUAUUGCUGUGUGAAUGAGCACCAAAGAUUUGUAAAGAAUUGACUAGAUUUGGUGUAAUACAAUUAAGAAAAAUUAAGGGACCUGAAACGAUAUACAUUAUGUGUUUAAUAAGGUAGUUGGUAGUACCGAUUUGAAAAAUCUCACGUAAUUUAUACUAACUUUCUUUAAUCACUUCAAGGAUUCCAAUUUAUGAGCUUAUGUUUCGAACUGAAAUUAUCUCGCAAUUGUUAUAACUCUUCCACUCUGGUGUUACCGGACACUAAUUUCAAGGAAUAGAAAUAUUUUACUUUUAGUACUAUUUUAACUUUUUUUUCUAAUUUCGAAGAUGUUUUGAUAUUGUUUUUGUCGAACACAACUGAGGCCAGUUAAUUUAAGUUAUUCUUACUUUGUACAUUGUACAGAUUUAGCUGGAUUUGUAAUUUUACUUGCUAUCGGCAUCGCUCUGCCAAACACUUUUGUUGAAUAUGUCCGCAAUACUCAUUUUUUACAAUCAGUGUACGAUAGAGCCUUGACGUACUUUCAAGUAAACCUUCAUUUAUUUCACAUCUUUAAUAGUUAUGUACCUAGAUUUAUACGUUUCAUCUCAGCACAAAAUCCCUUACUUCGGGAAACUUAUGAAUGCAAUAUUUGACACUACGUUUAUUAUUUAUUAAUAAUAACUCCCAUUACAUAUUAAACUAAAGUUACCAACAUGUUGUUCAAACCUUAGAAUAAAUUUUGACAAAUCGCUUUAAUGAUUUCGAACGUUACCGUUAUACCUGAUUUUAAUUAUUUUUUUGUUUUUUAUUAACGUCGAAGUUUUCGCCGACUUUCAUUUAAAUUGGGGAACAAUUUAUCUUUAAGAAUUGUGAUUUCGAAGUAUCGUUAGAUUAAUCUAUGUGAUAAUUGACGAUAUUUAUGAAGAUAUGGGUCAACACAACAAAUUCAACGCAGUCUUCCAUUGCAUCUUUCCAUUAGUAGAUAAAUUGAAACACAAUAACGUCGAAUAUUCAUGUAUGAAAUGACUGAAUCAUUUCAAUACAAUACGUAUACGUUUACUUUGGAAAUUCUUUUGAAUUCGAACAAACAGUUUUAUACUUCGUCAUUAUCUACUACAAAUGUGAUAUUUAGAUAGGUACAUAAGGUACGUUUUUUAAGGCAUGGAUUUGCCUGACAUGGUGACCUGUUGCUAAAAUCUUAAAACCAGUUUUUCUCUGGUACCUAUAAACACAACUUAAAAAACGUCAUUCUACAAAGUUGCAUGACUCGUUAAUAUAAGAUAAAAUGUAAAUAUUUUUAGUUUAUAAGUUUUUUUUUAUGCCUAACUUAAUUUUUGUUGAACUUCGAUGAUUAUUCUUUUCUGUUAAUUGUAAAUGAAACGUAUUUUUGUAAGUUUUCACAUAGUGUACAAUUUUGUAGAUAUUGUUUAGAACAUUAACAUUCUGUAAAAAUGUGUUCUUACUGUAGUAAAUUAAAUAUAACGAGAAUAUUUUAGUUACA